AUGGAAAACAGUACUCUUAUCGAAAAAACAGAAGAUUCAUCCAUAACAACUUUAGUCGUUGAUAAAGAUGACUGGAAGUGGCCAUGCUUUGAAGAAUGGUAUGAUGAUUAUUAUGGUAAAAUGGAACGUAGGAUAAAAAUUGAAAGUAUCAACAUCAUUCCCUUCGUGGUCAUUUAUCCACGUAAGGAUAAACCGUACGUUGAAGUGAGUUCUCCAAAGUUGAUUGAAAUUUUGCGAGAUAUCCUUCCGAAUAAAAAGCCAUUUGACAGUAUUGAUGAUGAUAACCCCAAAGUAUCAAUAAAAGCUCAAGAUUUGUUUCAUGUGAUGGAAAAAUUGAAAGAUGUUAUUAAAAACAUGGAUGAUCUGGAGAGCGUUGUCCACCUAAAACGUAUGGUUCGAUUUCUUGAACAAGAGUUUAAACAAACCAUAAAAGCUCGUGAAGUAAUGGUUGCACAUAAAAAAGUUUCGUAUGAAAUGUUAUGGGUGUUCUAUACUGAAAAAUUGGAAGUAUGGUAUAGGUGUGCAUUGUCUGGUCAACAGAUCGGAGGUAUCAUUUCCUCAGUAAAAGAGAAAGUAUUACGCACUGGCAAAAAAAUAUUUAAGAUAAAUAUUAAUGUGAUCAAAUAUGAUGGUGUUGGAUUCAAGCGCUGCCAAAUAGAGCGUAUUAUUGAAUAUUUCAAUGGUGAU
Messenger RNA from Cetraspora pellucida, 687 nucleotides. NCBI's taxonomy places the organism in Eukaryota, Fungi, Glomeromycota, Glomeromycetes, Diversisporales, Gigasporaceae. The record is from the annotation of a GenBank genome assembly.